AUGCCUCGGCCAACGCAAGACCAAGAGGUUCACCUCCUGGCACAUCACCACGACGACGACCACGACGGCGACAACGACCACCGCCAUCGCUACGAGCACGACCCACGGUCCCGCCCUCCCUACGAUUCCUCCGCAGCCCACAUUCCGCAGACCGACGACAACACCACAUGCACCCCGCGGCAGCAGUCAGACGCCCGCGCCAACUCAAACACUGCUGGCGGCCGUGGCCACAGGACCAGCGGUCCGACCGCCGCUUCAGGUCCUGACAAGGAGAGCGGCCAAGACGGCGACGACGACGACGACGAUCCGACACCGCGGCGGCCGCCCGGCGAGGGCAUUGAGCUCGACGACAUGGACUCCGGCGACGGAUCCCCCGGCCGUCCGGGCCUACGCCGCAACGGCCGUUCCGGCCAACCGCUCCUCUACACCAAACCCGAGAGCGACGACCACCACAACGGCGACGCCCACUAUGGCCGCCGUUCCAGUGACGAGCGCGCCACGAGCCUCGAGAGCGGCUAUGCCUACGAUGACACCAUCCACCGCCCGUCGCUUAGCCGCCGGUCUACCAUGCACAGCCAUAACCCGCGCGACGUGACCGCGGCCGAGAAGGCGACGCGCAAAAAGUACACGUACGCUGCCUUCUUCCUCGCCAUCAGCCUCGUCUCCUUCUGCGUCCAGACGGAGCUGAGCGCCUACAUCCAGCACGACCUCGGCUGGGACAAGGCUUACUGCAUGAUGUACUUCACCCACGGCUCCUGGAUCGUCCUGUAUCCGGUGAUGCUCGGCACGCUGCGCGUCCAGAAGCUCGGCGAGCCCUGGGAGGUGUUCUGGCGCCGCCACGUCCAGAUGCUCAAGACGACCAUCGCCAUGAUCGAGCUGCAGACGCUCGACGUCUUUGCUCCGUCGGCGCAGCGCAGGUCGCGGCCGUUCCUGUACCUGGCCCGCACGACGGCCUUCAUCACCUCGGCGCUGACGGUCGCGGGCCUGAGCUGGUACGUGGCUGUCAGCCUGACGACGCCGUCGGACCUGACGGCCAUUUACAACUGCUCUGCAUUCUUCGCCUACGUCUUCUCCGUGCCGAUCCUGCGGGAGCCGCUGCGCCUGGACAAGUCCAUUGCCGUCUCCAUUGCCAUUGUCGGCGUCCUGGUGGUGGCGUACGGUGACACGGGCGGUGGUGAAACCGGCGAGUCCGCUGGCCCGCCAGGGAACACGACGCCCGGCGCGGGGAGCCGCUUCCUGGGAAACCUCGUCAUCGGCGUCGGCUCCGUGCUGUACGGGCUGUACGAGGUCCUGUACAAGCGCUACGCGUGCCCGCCCGAGGGCGUGUCGCCCGGCCGCGGCACCAUCUUCGCCAACACGUUUGGCGCGUGCAUUGGCCUCUUCACGCUCACCGUCCUGUGGAUCCCGCUGCCGAUUCUACACUUGCUCAACAUUGAGAGGUUCGAGCUGCCUGAGGCGUCGACCUGCUGGCUCAUUCUCGUCGCCGUCCUCGCCAACGCCACAUUUAGCGGCUCGUUCCUCGUCCUCAUCUCGCUCACGUCGCCCGUCCUGUCCUCCGUCGCCGCGCUGCUGACCAUCUUCAUCGUCGCCAUCGCCGACUGGUUCCUUACGGGCCAGCCGCUCAGCUGGGCGGCCAUCAUUGGCGGAAGCAUGAUCAUCGUGGCGUUUGUGGGGCUCAGCUGGAGCACGUACAGGGAGAUGACGGAGCACGAGGCGCAGAAGCUGGCCGUGGAUCUGACCGACAGCGACGAGGAUGCGAGCCUGGCGCCCAGUGACCGCUGA
Molecule: messenger RNA, 1782 nt
Organism: Purpureocillium lilacinum
Lineage: Eukaryota; Fungi; Ascomycota; Sordariomycetes; Hypocreales; Ophiocordycipitaceae
Source: RefSeq, a predicted model, not a curated record